AUGCUCUCGAGCGCCGAGGCCAUGGAGACAUUCGGUGCUGGCCUUGCGGCGCACGUGUCAUGCCCUUCGACCAUCUUCCUCGUCGGCGACCUCGGCUGUGGCAAGACGUGCUUCGCCCGCGGCUUCGUGCGCGCAUGGACGGACGACGCCGAUAUGCAUGUCACAUCGCCGACGUAUCUGCUCCUAAACACCUACGACGACGCGACCAUGGCGCGAUCGCUGUAUCACAUGGACCUCUAUCGUCUCGACAGCGUCUCUGCUGUCGACGCCAAGGCCAUGGGCCUCGAGGACGCGUUUGCGUCGAGCGUCAACUUGAUCGAGUGGCCCGACCGGCUCACAUCUGACCUUGUGCCUGCAGACCGCCUCGAGGUCCACAUUGCGUACACCGAUACGGAAGACGAACGAGCCGUGGAGCUCAAAGCCUUUGGUCCGUCAUGGAAAAGCGCGCUUCGCUGGUUCGAGGCUACGCAGGCUCAGUGA
Molecule: messenger RNA, 480 nt
Organism: Saprolegnia parasitica CBS 223.65
Lineage: Eukaryota; Oomycota; Saprolegniomycetes; Saprolegniales; Saprolegniaceae
Exons: 2
Coding region: 1-480 (159 amino acids)
Biological process (GO): tRNA threonylcarbamoyladenosine modification
Source: RefSeq, a predicted model, not a curated record